Molecule: messenger RNA, 231 nt
Organism: Ilyonectria robusta
Lineage: Eukaryota; Fungi; Ascomycota; Sordariomycetes; Hypocreales; Nectriaceae
Exons: 2
Coding region: 1-231 (76 amino acids)
Source: RefSeq, a predicted model, not a curated record
AUGCCUGGAACCGGCGGCAUCACGGACGAGGUGGCGAUUGAGAGCCAUGAUCUGAUCCACGACGCCGAGCUCGAGGAGCAAAAGCUUCAUGGCAGCCAUGCCCUCACCAAUGAGGAUCCUGGCCCAGCGGAGAGGGCCAACCUCGGCCAGGCUCCGCCUAGCAGUUCGAAGCCGGCCCACAAGGAGUCAACAAUGGACAAGGUCAAGGAGGCAUUACACAUGAAAAAAUGA